This is a messenger RNA of Camellia sinensis, 1743 nucleotides long. RefSeq names its product putative methyltransferase At1g29790. Gene Ontology annotation, molecular function: methyltransferase activity. NCBI's taxonomy places the organism in Eukaryota, Viridiplantae, Streptophyta, Magnoliopsida, Ericales, Theaceae. The record is from RefSeq and is a predicted model, not a curated record.
CUCAUUUCUCUCAUCUUUCCAUCAAUGAUCAAACUCGGAAAAGGUUUUGACUUACAACCGUUCCACAAAUCUCAGUUCACCCACACAACUCUUGCAGAGCAAAGAUGGGCUUGGUUUCACUAAAGAUAGGCGAUGGAACAGCCAGAUUCAAAAGGGUUACACUCAGUUCUUUGGCAAUGAAUGUCCUCAUGCUCUUCUCUGUACUCACCACCAAUCUUUUUGCUCUCUACUCCUUCACAUCAUCCCCAAAGAACCAGACACUACUUCACCAUGCUCACAAGAACAUCUCUCUCAUCUCACAGCAAGUGUCUUUGAUCCUCAGAGAGAUCGAUUCUUCUCAGAACAAGCCAACCCAGACGGAGAAAGGGCUUCUCGGCUAUGAAACAAUCGAUCUUUCAAGACCCAACAUUGCGAAUGAGCUCAAACUCUUCCUCCAACACCACAAGCUCCCUCUGGGGAAAGAUUCAAGAACUGGGAUCACCGAAAUGGUGGCUUCUGUGGGCCAUUCCUGUGAGAAAUCGAUGGAUUUGUUGUCUCAAUACAUGAAUUACAGAGUCAGUGGACCCUGCCCCGACGAUUGGAGCCUUGCCCAGAAGCUGAUUUUGAGAGGAUGCGAGCCUCUGCCGAGAAGGAGGUGCUUUGCCAAGUCUAUUCCCAAGGUGGGUCUGUACUCUUUUCCAAUUUCUCUUUGGAAGAAUGUUAGUGAUAAGACUGUAAACUGGAGUGGUCUUGGUUGCAAGAAUUUACAGUGUUUGAAUAGCAAGAAAUUAAGUAAAGAUUGUGUUGGUUGCUUUGAUUUGGUUAAUGGGUUUGAAAAUCCAAAGUAUGUUAACUCUAGAACCAAAAAUGAUUUCGUUAUUGAUGAUGUGCUAGCUUUGGGAAGUGGUGGAAUCAGAAUUGGGUUUGAUCUUGGUGGUGGGUCUGGAACCUUUGCUGCAAGAAUGGCAGAGAGGAAUGUAACUGUAAUCACUGCUACAUUGAAUAUUGAUGCCCCGUUUAGCGAAUUCAUCGCUGCAAGAGGGCUUUUCCCUCUGUACUUGAGUUUGGAUCAUAGAUUCCCCUUUUAUGAUAAUGUGUUCGAUUUAGUUCAUGUUGCGAGUGCAUUGGAUGUUGGUGGCCGCUCGGAGAAGUUGGAGUUCCUAAUGUUUGAUAUUGAUCGGAUUUUGAGGCCCGGUGGACUGUUUUGGCUGGACAACUUUUAUUGCACCAGUGAUGAAAAGAAAGGAGCUUUAACCCGAUUAAUUGAACGGUUUGGGUUCAAAAAACUGAAAUGGGUUGUGGGAGAUAAGGUAAAUGGGUCAGGGAAAUCGGAGGUUUAUUUGUCUGUUGUUCUACAGAAACCAGUAAGAGUAUAAUGAUCCUGAGCUUCUACUGAGAGCUUGAGAGGGUAAGAAUAGUGUUGUAUAUAAGGUCUACUACGGUUGCAGGUGGUUAGCAAGGAUGGACAUCCUUGUUUCAAGUUCAUUUUCACCUGACAGUAGAUCUUCAACAAUCAGUUUAAGUCCGUGCCUGAGUUAUUUGUUUGACGGAACGAUGAUCACAAAAUGUACAUGGUACUAAACUUCAUUGUCAAGUGGUUGUGUUGAACUGAUGGGCCACCUGGUGGUGGCAUUUGAAGUUUUUUUUCUUUCUGUCUUUUAACAUCAGUAGCAUUUGAAGUUGGUUUUGAUAUGUUGGUAUAUGCAGUUCUGAAGGUGACUGAGAUGAUUAACUGCACUCGUUUCAAAUUGUUGAGAUUCACAA